AUGAAGUUCACCUUGGGCCUGGGGUCGCGGGCCUGGAGAGUGUCCUGGGAGCGGGCGGCGGCGGCUGCGGCAGCGGCGGGCCCUGGGGCUGGCGGCGCGCUGGGCAGCGGCUCACUGCGCGUCUCCAGCCGCCGCGGCCCUCGGCUCGCGCGCGCCCUCCCUCUAUGCCUCUCCGGCGGUGGCGGCGCCCGAGCUCUCCCGGACUGCGCCGGGCCCAGCCCCCGCCGCUCCGGCGCCAGGCAGCUGGCCGGCCCGCGCGCGAUGGAGCAGACGUACGGCGAAGUGAACCAGCUUGGUGGCGUGUUCGUCAACGGCCGUCCUCUGCCCAAUGCCAUCCGCCUACGCAUCGUGGAGCUAGCACAGCUGGGUAUCCGACCCUGUGACAUCAGUAGGCAACUGCGAGUCUCUCAUGGCUGCGUGAGCAAAAUCCUGGCGCGCUACAACGAGACCGGCUCCAUCCUGCCCGGGGCCAUUGGGGGCAGCAAACCUCGAGUCACCACCCCCAAUGUAGUGAAGCAUAUCCGGGACUACAAGCAGGGCGAUCCUGGCAUCUUUGCCUGGGAGAUCCGUGACCGGCUACUGGCUGACGGCGUCUGUGACAAGUACAACGUGCCCUCUGUGAGCUCCAUCAGUCGCAUCCUGCGAAAUAAGAUUGGCAGCCUGGCGCAGCCAGGGCCAUACGAAGCAAGUAAGCAGCCGCCGCCCCAGCCCGCGCUGCCCUACAAUCAUAUCUACCAGUACCCCUACCCCAGUCCAGUGUCACCCACGGGCACUAAGAUGGGCAGUCAUCCCGGGGUCCCCGGCUCGGCGGGCCACGUCAGUAUCCCGCGAUCAUGGCCCUCUGCACAUUCAGUCAGCAACAUCCUGGGCAUACGGACGUUUAUGGAGCAAACAGGGGCCCUGGCCGGGAGUGAAGGCGCUGCCUACUCCCCCAAGAUGGAAGACUGGGCGGGUGUGAACCGAGCCGCCUUCCCCACCUCGCCAGCAGUGAAUGGACUCGAGAAACCUGCAUUGGAGGCGGACAUUAAAUACACUCAGUCGGCUUCCAGCCUCUCCGCAGUGGGCGGCUUCCUGCCUGCCUGCGCCUACCCGGCUUCCAACCAGCACGGAGUAUACAGCGCUCCAGCAGCCGGCUACCUAUCCCCAGGCCCACCCUGGCCACCAGCCCAGGCACCCCCGCUGGCACCCCACGGAGCUGGUGUGGCGGUGCACGGCGGGGAGCUUGCAGCGGCAAUGACCUUCAAACACCCCAGCCGAGAAGGGACCGACAGAAAGCCCCCCAGCCCGGGAGGCAAAGCCACGGACGCACUCGGUAGCUUACAUGGACUGCCCAUCCCGGCCUCGACCUCCUAG
Messenger RNA from Grammomys surdaster, 1353 nucleotides. RefSeq names its product paired box 1 (gene Pax1). NCBI's taxonomy places the organism in Eukaryota, Metazoa, Chordata, Mammalia, Rodentia, Muridae. Gene Ontology annotation, biological process: regulation of transcription by RNA polymerase II; anatomical structure development. The transcript is spliced from 5 exons. Bases 1 to 1353 code for a protein of 450 amino acids. Gene Ontology annotation, molecular function: DNA-binding transcription factor activity, RNA polymerase II-specific; RNA polymerase II cis-regulatory region sequence-specific DNA binding. The record is from RefSeq and is a predicted model, not a curated record.